Porites evermanni is the source of this 6835-nucleotide messenger RNA. The record is from the annotation of a GenBank genome assembly. NCBI's taxonomy places the organism in Eukaryota, Metazoa, Cnidaria, Anthozoa, Scleractinia, Poritidae.
AAGGAGUAUGUUACUCCGCAAACUUGUAAAUAUGUGUUAGUUUUGCAAAAACCGGCGAGGAAGUAAGAGAUAUGGCAACGGGAAAACGUACUUACAAAAUUAAGGACAAAAACUACGAGGUUAAGUUCGAGUUAGACACUCGUUAUAAGCUGCUAGAGAACAUAGGAAAUGGAGCGUACGGAGUUGUUUGCUCCGCCAUUGAUACGGAGAACGACAGCAAAGUUGCUAUAAAGAAAAUCCCUCGAACUUUUGACGUGGUUACUACAGCGAAACGUACGUACAGAGAGCUCAAGAUCUUGAAACAUUUCAAGCACGAUAAUAUCAUCUCCAUUAAGAAUAUUUUGAAGCCUCCUGAAGAUUUGGAGCAGUUUAACGAUGUCUAUGUGGUCCUGGAUUUGAUGGAAACUGACUUACACCACAUCAUUCAUUCACAACAGCCCCUCACUGAAGAACAUGCUAGGUAUUUUCUGUAUCAAAUCCUUCGAGGAUUAAAGUACAUUCAUUCCGCGAACGUCCUACAUCGGGAUCUCAAACCGAGCAAUCUGCUGGUGAACGAGGAUUGCGAGUUGAAAAUCGGUGAUUUUGGAAUGGCUCGCGGUCUUUCAAGCUCCCCGUCGGAGCAAAAGAGGGUAAUGACAGAGUAUGUAGCUACCAGAUGGUACAGAGCACCAGAGUUAAUGCUUUCGUUGAAUGAAUACUCCGAAGCAAUUGAUAUGUGGUCUGUGGGUUGUAUUUUUGCUGAAAUGCUUGGAAGGAAACAUUUAUUCCCUGGAACUAACUAUUUAAAUCAGUUACAGGUAAGCAUGCUUAAACAAAAUAGUUCAGUUCUUUGCAAAGGUGUCGCUUCGGGUGUCAACGGUGUGAUUUUAGUAUAUCGCACUUUGCUAGUUUUCCUCUGUCCUGUCGAUUAGGUUUGAUAGUUUUACCAAGUAUAUGAAAUGACACGCCAAAAUCAGGGUCUCCUUUGCAGCUGUUGUUUGUGUUGUCAUGCAACGCUGGGGCAGAGCAUUGUGUAAUGCCAGCCUGUUUAGGUGACUAAGAGUUCAUCAGAGGCAUGGACAGCCAAGGGAAGUUGUGGACCAUGCACCUCCCAUCCAGAAAGGCAUCAAAAAUAAAGUCUGACCUUGUAACAACUCGGUUGGCCUGGGUUACUAUUCAGCGGUUGUAAGUAAAGUUACUCCCCCUUUACUCAGUUUGUGCAACCAUUUUGUAUCCUUGUUUAGCUUAUUCUCAGUGUAGUUGGUACUCCAUCAGAGGAAUUCAUCAAGCGUAUGGGUGCAGAGCGAGUAAAGACCUACCUAAGGAGAUUACCACAGAAGCAGCCUGUUCCACUUGAAAAACUUUAUCCCAAGGAUAUGUGUCAUCCAGACGCACUGGACCUCUUGGGGAAAAUGUUAAAACUGGAUCCAAAAGAACGCAUCUCAGUGGGUGAAGCUUUAUCUCACAAGUACUUAGAAAAAUACCACGAUAUUGACGAUGAACCUUUGUGUUUUCCACCUUUUGAAUUUGACUUUGAGGACAUUCCUUUCACGAAAGAUGACCUAAAGGCAAGGAUUCUGAAAGAAAUUGAACAGUUUCACAAAGAUAGGGUGUUGAUUCUUUCUCCUGUGAAUAGCUCUCCAAAAGAAUUGCAGUCAUGUCAAGUGUCAUCAACCCUGUUAAACUUUAGUAGAGGAAAAGACAAAACCACUUCAAAGAAAGGUAUUGAUCUUGCUCCUCCUGUCUUGGGUCAUACUGAAUUAAUAGCUGUUAAGUCAUAGAGGAAAUCCUAAUUUUUUAUCAUGGAAAUUAGUAAUGGCACCAAUGCACGUUCAGAAUUCGCUGGAUAAAAUUUUGGAGUGUGCUGAUUUAAAUGCUCUUCCAAAGUUUUCAACAGUCUCUUUAACAAGGAUAUUCUUUUCAUAAUUCUGUCUCUUGAUUCUGAAUGGUAAAAAAAUUAGCAUUACUGAUAGUCUGAAGUGCUGUAACUCUGUUAAAAUGUAACUCAAUGCCAUAUAAGGUUCAGGUAUCAGUCAUUUCGAUACAAAGGCGUUUUGAUACAAGCUGAUUCGGUUGAGAUGUAAACAGUUUCAUUUACUUGGCUUAAAGAACAGGAAAUGUUCACCCCAAAUGUUUUUCUUGUUCAAGCGCUAACUGUUCUCUAACUGAUCGAAAAUUUUGUUCAGUUUCUUCACCGCUUGAGUUCGUAUCCAAAUGACUUGUAUUGAAAUAACUGGUUUCCAUAUUAAUAUUUCAGUAUCAUCAUUAGCCCUGGCAGAUGUUCGACAGAAAAUGGAACAGACCUUAAAAAGAAAGAAAGACAAAGCAGAAAACAAGGCUAAAAAGUCUAAAGUAGCCAGGAGACAAUCAGAAAAUAAAGAAACAGAAUCAAACAAGGGUACAGGUCUAAGCGACAGUGAUAAGCAAAUGUUACAAAGAUGGGAAAACAUGAGAAAGCAAACCAAGCCAUUUAUUCAUCCCAUAAGAAAAUACAUGAAGGAGCUCAAUGACUUGAAGGAAGAGAUGUUAGGUAGUGACUUGACAGCAUCACAGCCACUUCAACCUCAACAUCUAGUGGGAAGUCAAACUCAGCAACAGUUUCAGUUUACCCAGUUUGUACCACAGAACCAGAAUGGAAACGUGACAGGACUAAAGGCUGUUAAAGUACCAACUCAGACAAUGCCAAAUGUGACCCAGACGUUACAGGGAGGAUGUGUAAUUGCACAGACAGGUAUGUCUACCAAGAAUUAGAAUUGAAAAAUAGUGAUAUCAUGUUACCAUGGUGGCAAGAUUACUAGAUCUCAACAAUCUUUCUUGACAGAGACGACCAUUUGCAUUGUCAAAGGGUGGAAGAAAAGUAUGGGUUACCAUUUUGUUCCCAAGUACAAUCAUGAACAAGAAAGUCAAACGUGUCAAAUUUUUGGUUUAAUAAUUCUGCCAUAUUUGCAGGACCUUGGUUUUUGCUACCACGGCCAACAUGAUGUAAGAACUUUUCCUCUCUAUGAGAUGAAUAUCAGUUACACAGAGUGAAAAGGAUGUGAACUGCAGAAAUACAAAUCUAAAUGAAUAAUUUGAAUUUGUAUUUCCACAGUUCACAUCAUCUUCCUUCUGUGCUUCAUUCCUUUCAUGGAUUAAGGUGAAUGCAAUGAAUUCGCCUGCCCGCAAUGUAUGGGUCUCUGUAGCUCAGUUGGUAGAGCACACUGCAGAGCUAACAUAGAGGCCAUACUUUUGAAUCCUGUUGAAGCUCCAAAAUUUUUUUAGGCUUAAUUUUGCAGUUGCUUAAAUUGUGAUUGCAACUGGGGCAGUCAUUUCUUUAUUUAGGAUAUCUGUUACAGUUUAUAAACUUGUGCUAAAUUUUUGUGCCAAAAACUAAAAUGACCACCAUUGAAUGGAAUGAAAUUUAAACAUGUUGUAAUCCUGUUAUUCAGUUGCAGGAAAACUUGUUCCUCUGGCUCCAAACCAACUUUUAUCACUGCCCCAGUCUUUGGUGGCAAAUUUGCCUGUUUCUGUGGUAACAGGACAGAUUACUGCUGCUUCUCAAGCUUCCACAUCUCAUGUUACUGUUUCUCAGAGUACAAGUAGUGCUGGGUCCCAGGUAAAAGUAGCUAAUGUCAACAUCACUGCAGGAAAUUCUGGUGUAGUUCCACUUACAUUGGCUAACAGAACUGUAAAUAUAAAUGCCAAGGAUGUUGCCUCUGUUAAUGCCGGUGCCAUAACAACCCAAAUGACACAUUGUGCUGCUGUUUCUACAUUGCCAUUACUAACAAGUUUUGCAAAUUCUGGUCUGUCAUCUUUAAAAGACACAAGUUUACCUACUGUUGUUCCAGUAACUACAUCACAAACCCCUUCUAACAACACACAAGCAAUGCCUUCUGUUUCUUUCACUAUGCAAAGUACAAUUCCUUCCGUUUCAAUUCAUAAGAACAUCAUAGUUACAGCUCCAACUGGCAGUAAACCAGUUAGUAAUUUCAUUGACUCUACAGUGAAUUUGAUGAUGCCUCCUCAAGGAGCCUUGUCUGUCAACACUGUCGCAAAUGCUGUCAGUGCUGGAAAACACCAGUUAACAAAUGCCUCAACAUCAUUGUCAUCGAAUUCAGUGCAAAGUUCAACUUCAACAAACUUUAUGAAUGUACCAUCAAACAUGCCACUCCCUCCAUCCACUGUAAGUACUUCAUCACUAGCAACACCAUCAGUAAAUUUGUCUACCCAAGUUUUACCAUCAUCAAGCAGCUACUCUCCUCCCAGCACAAGCGUGAGAGAUAAUAUUCCAUGGAGUACAAUCUUCCAAACUUCAGGAAAUGCUAGUAGAAUGUCCUCACAGACACACACUGCUCAAUCAUCAUCCGUGCGAUCAACAGAUGUUCAGUUCAGCCAAACUUCAGUUACAGACACUACUUCAGCACCUUCUCCUUGCCCAUCUCUUUCUUUGAUAGACUCAACGGUUACAUCAUCUGCUCCAGUGGACACAAGUUUGGAUAUAUGUGCCAUGGCUGACAACAGCACCGCACCUUCACUCAUGAGUCCACAAAGCCUUCAGUCAAUUCUUCAGUCCAUGCUUAGUCAAACUGACAUUCAGCUCCUUUGGAACACAAUGCUGAGCUCGCCAAUGAUGGCCUCGCCCAUCUUCAAACAGGCUGACACAUCAAACAGCUCCGCUACAACAACAUGUACAGCAACCGAUUCCCAACCCAAACUAUCUCCUGUUAAAAUUGGGACAGAACAGUUCACAACACAGCCAAGCAAUGGCAAUGUGGAGGAUGCUGGGGUAUCACAGCAAACUAGCGUUAUUCCUGAGAAUAUCCACGAUGCAUUGAGCGAUCUAAAUGUACAGGAAGUCCAAGAGGAAGCUGGGUUAGCAGAGGAAGUGAUUUUCUCAAGCAAAUUAUCCUCCUACGCAAAAGCAACUGGCAGUGGGUAUGGUAUAGGACGAUUCAACAUCAAUGAACUUCUCAAUGAUGCUGGCAUAAUUCAGGAUCCUUUAAACCUGUGAGUACCGGUUUUUUGUACAGGUUCUUAUUUAUAUCGCCGCUUUUGCAUGUGGGGAAGAUUAAGAGAAAUCCUGUGUACUGAUAUACAUCGUAACAAAAUAUUUCUCUUGUUGCAGGAGCGUAGAGUCCAUAUACGCACGUACGCCCGUACGUACAUGUACAGCUGCAAUAUGGAAAAAAAAUUAUUUUCUAAAAUCCUUUUUUAUCAUUAAAUCGGGAUAACUGAUACAUUUUUGUUUGCCCCAUAUUGGUGUCUUUGUGUCGGUAUUUCCUUUAGCCUCUAAUUAUUCCCAUGAUAAUUCUGAUGGCGUCGCUGGCCUUUUUUGCCGGUAAACACCGUACCUUACAGUCAACACUAGGAUGAGUAGAAUAAACAAUUAGCUACUGCAUUUUCCUGGGUAUUAAUUUACGGAAAAUAUCCUGCGGAAAACGCUGCAAAUUGCGAGCUCUCUCCUACACAGAGGCUCCCACUGGGUAUUACAUAAGGGAGCUUAAGCAACGACGACGGCAUCGAGAACGGUAAAAAAGCAAUUGGUUUAGAUUGGCAAAACAAUAGCUUUGCACGUGCAUCACGCUUAUUUCUUUGUUGCACGACUACAAUGUGAAAGUGCCAAAUUUCACGUUUUGUGGAGGACGUGAACACAGGACAACGACUUUCUUUUUAUUUUCCUGAACUUUGAUACAGUCUUUUAGAAUUCAACUCCAAAAAAACGGGCCAACAUUUGACGAAUUGAACGAGUUGGAAUAAGCGCAAUAAAGUUUGAAGAAGCACGAAUUCACUUUUUAAGUGACGUUUUCGUAGCCGUUGCAGAGGAGAGAGGUGAAAUAGCGAGUGAGCGAAAAACGGCCGGAACAGAGAAGGGGGGAGCUUGUAAGCAUCUUGUUAACCCUUUGGCCCUAAGAUCAAAAUUUGAAUUCUCAUUUGUUGCCCCUAUUCAUUUCCUACAGAAGUAGUAGGGAGAAGUUGACAAAUUAUAUCAGGUACACAGAUUAUCAAGCAAAUUCGUCUUGUGUGAUCAUGUCCGUAAUUCUCAUGACCACUCUGUUUUACAAUGCAUUGAUAUUACAAGGAGAAAUUUGAUGCUGAUCACUCUUAGGGCUUAAAGGGUUAAAUACCUCAAUCCACCCACUUCCCCAACUUCCUAAAAACCGUUUCUCGUGUCAAUAUGUAGCCUGGAAAGGCUAGGCCCAAUGUAAGGAGUGAAAUCGGGGUGAUGAAUAUUUCUCGUACUUGUUUCAGAUCUAGUCCUUAUAAAGAUGCAUGCCUGACCCUUCCCGCAAGCUUACCAAACAGUCCAUCACUAUCAGCCUCACUGUUAUCUGAUUGGUUAGAUGGCAAGGACAUGCUUCCAACAGACAUGGAUGAGAUACAGAAAGAGCUGGAGUCAAACUCCGUACUGGCUCUCUUCCAGGAGAUGGAUGAUACAUAGUGCAUUUUAUGUGCUGGAAGAGAUCUUUACGAGGGGCCCUCUUUUUUCUUACGGAAAGACAAAUAUUGGCUGGCGGGACUGGCCAUUUUGAAAUUAAAAUAAGUCAAAGAAGAUUCCAUCAGAGUCGAUGUGUUAGCAGUAGAUCCGAUGGACUCCACUGGACGACUUUUCAACCCUCCUCAGGGUAUUGUUUACACUUCCGGUUUCAUCUUAUGUCUGGACUUCCGCUUCUGACUCCGAUGGAUUCCACUUGACAAUUUUUUAACCCUCCACAAGGUUAAAUUGUACUUCCGGAGUCAUUUCAUGGCAAGACUUCUAGUUACUCCAUUGGACUCCAGUUUUUGUCCAGUUGAAUCCAGUUGAGAGUAUUGGACAUGGCUGGAUUUUUGCGCUGAGCGCACUAUUUAGAAUUAGACUGACCUGGCUGGGCAGACCUGG